AUGUGGAGCUACGUUCCAUUUUCUUUUGCAAUUAUAGCGAUUUCUUUAUUUUGCCAUCGUACUUUUAAUGAGCCUAUCAGUAUUAUCGAAAAUGCGAGUGAAUCUUAUGAUUAUAUUGUGGUUGGAGCCGGGACAGCCGGAUGUGUUAUGGCAUCUCGAUUAUCAGAAAAUCCAAAUUCGUCCGUUUUGCUUGUAGAAGCUGGUGGCUAUUUCGAUUGGAUUUCUUCAGUUCCACUUGCAGCCCCUCUGAUGAUUAAUUCACAUAUGGAUUGGGCUUAUAAAACCGAACCCCAAUGGUAUUCUUCAAAAGGAUUUCGAGAUCAGAGACAAAACUGGCCUCGCGGAAAGGGACUGGGCGGCAGUGGCCAAAUAAAUUUCCUAGUUCACUCUUUUGGAAGACCAGAGGACUUUUCGAAAUGGCCCGGGGGUUGGUCAUAUUUUGAUUUGCAACCUUAUUUUAAAAAAGUCGCAGCUAUAAUGAAUGUGAGGAAAGUUACAUCAGAUGAGGAAUUAGUCAAGGCAGUUUUGGGGGCUGGCAAAAGUUUGAAAAAUGAGGGAGAAAACUUUUGGAUAGCUAGUGACACUUUGAGCGAUGGAAGCAGAUGGAGCACAUAUCACGCCUAUUUACAAAGAGCCUGGAAUCGAAAAAAUCUUCAUAUUUUACCGAAAACUCUCGUCAUGAAGGUGAAUUUGGAUCUGAAUUCAAAAAUCGAGGGCGUAGUUCUAAAAUACGAGAAUGGAACUAUAGCGAGAGUUAUUGCAAAAAAGGAAGUUGUUCUUUCUGCUGGAACUAUUAGUACACCUCAAUUAUUAAUGUUGUCGGGAAUUGGACCUGCAACGGAACUCGAAAGACACAAGAUACCUGUUAUUAAAGAUAUUUCUGGAGUAGGCCAAAAUCUUUUUGAUCAUUUAUAUACACCAAUUUAUGUAAAUCUUGAAGCCCCGGUCAGCUUUACAGUGAAAAAAAUUCAAUCCAUGUCAACCGUAUUAAAAUAUUUUCUUUUUGGAACAGGAAUGUUGGCAAGUAAUGGAGUAAUGGCGAUAGGUCGUGUCAACAAUAGUGGAUUUUUACUAUUUGGGAGCGGUUCUGCCGACGAAAAAUUGUUAAAAGAUAUUGCAAAUUAUCAAACUGAGGUUUUCAGAUCUCUCUUCCCUUCAUACAAAAACACUUCACAUGAAGGCUUUAUUUUUAUGACUAGCUGUUUUCAACCAAAAAGUCGAGGAAAUAUUACUCUGAGGUCUAAUAAUAUUUUGGAUUAUCCUGCAAUCGACCCUUCAUAUUUGGAGGAUGAUGAGGAUGUGAAAUGUUCCCAAGAAGCUAUAAAACUAGCAUUGAAAACUCUGGAUACGGUCGAAUUUCUAAAAUUGGGUGCUAAAGUUCACGUUCCUAAUUUGACGGAGUGUCAAUAUUUUCCACAAAAUUAUUGGGAUGAUAAUUUUUCUGAGUGUGUCAUCAGGAUAUCAGCGUAUGGGAGCCAUCAUCCUAGUGGUACUUGCAAAAUGGGAACCGGAAACGAUUCAGUAGUCGAUUCUCAACUUCGUGUUAAAGAUAUCCUGGGCUUGCGAAUAGUUGAUGCGAGUGUUUUCCCUGCACCAGUUUCAGGAAAUCCCAACAGUGUGAUAAUCGCAAUGGCAGAAAGGGCGGCCGAUUUCAUAUCUUCGAAUAAAAAAUGAUAGAUGCUAAUUUUAUAAUAAAAAUCAAUCAAAAAUUUUUUUUAGAAUUUUGAGUUUGGAAAAAU
Messenger RNA from Belonocnema kinseyi, 1739 nucleotides. RefSeq names its product neither inactivation nor afterpotential protein G-like. Bases 1 to 1674 code for a protein of 557 amino acids. NCBI's taxonomy places the organism in Eukaryota, Metazoa, Arthropoda, Insecta, Hymenoptera, Cynipidae. The record is from RefSeq and is a predicted model, not a curated record. Gene Ontology annotation, molecular function: flavin adenine dinucleotide binding; oxidoreductase activity, acting on CH-OH group of donors. The transcript is spliced from 9 exons.